Molecule: messenger RNA, 1260 nt
Organism: Orycteropus afer afer
Lineage: Eukaryota; Metazoa; Chordata; Mammalia; Tubulidentata; Orycteropodidae
Source: RefSeq, a predicted model, not a curated record
AUGGCAGAGGGGCUGGGGGCCGACCUCCUGGAGGACUGGGCUGCCAGGACAGGGGUUCUGGGCAUCAGGCUGUCAGGACAGCGGGCCAGCGCCCCAGGGCACCUUUGGGCCAUAAAGGCCACAUGCAGGGCAGGCCACCCAGAGCUCCUGCCUGUCGCUGAUGCCAUUGGCACGCCGUUGUCCUCCACCAUGCUUCAGGCUGUGCUGUCUGCAAUGCUCCUUGGCCUGCUCUGGGUGACCCCAGGCAGUGCCCAGGUCCCCAUCCAGGCCAACUUUGAUGCCAGCCAGUUCCAGGGCAUCUGGUAUGUGGUUGGAGCAGUCUCAGAUGACCAGGGCUUCCUGGAGUCCAAGGACAAUAUGAAGAUGCCCAUGGUCUCAGUGACCCCUGCAGCCAACGGUGACCUGGCUGUCAAGUUUGGGUACCCCACGCCGGAUGGCGGGUGCCAGAAGGUGGACAUGACCUUCGCCAAGGGCUCCACGGACGGCGAGUUCAGCAACGCAGCCAUGGCGCAGACCGACAUCCGGGUGGUGUCCACCGACUACACCCACUACGCCGUGAUGUUCUUCGAGACGCAGAAGGAGGGCGUGCGGAGCGUGUGGCUGCAACUGUACAGUAAGCCCCGCCCCGCGGAGCCCCGCCCCCUAGGGCCCAGGUCUGCUCGGGCCCUCGCGCAGUGCACCUUCCAGCGCGCUCUGGCUCGGACGGCCCGCACCCCUCAGCUGUUUCCCGAAGGCGCUCAGAAGCUGCAGCAGUUGGUACCACAGGUGGGGCUGAACCCCGGCCAGGGCACCCUGCUCCCCAAGUCAGACCAGUGCGCGAGCGACUUCGGCCAGCACAAUAAACGGUCCCAGAAAGCUCCAGGCGUGUGCGUUUCUGGGGCAUGGGGCCAGGAGCGGGGCGGCGUCCUCCUGGGAGGGACCCAAGGCCUUUCCACCGCCGCGGAUCUGGGCGCUGGGCCGGGUGUGCACCUCGUCCCGCAGCCCGACGUGCCUGCAGCGCGGCCAGGCGCACAGGACCCGACCCACGUGCGCGGGGAACAGCCGUCGGCCCGCUCCUGCCCGAGACUGGAGCUUCAUGGGCAACAGCAGCCCCAGCUCACGCCCCCAGGCUUGCAAAUGCAGCGCAGCGAGCUCCCUGGUGCUUCUAAACCCGGCCCACCCACCGAAGGCAUCGCCGCCCCUCUCCUUCCCGGUCCGCUGCCCGGCCUCCAUCCGCACACAAGAGGCGCCGGCAGAUGCACAACGAAAAGCAACGAGUGA